AUAUAUCCCAUUGUUUGUGCAGAUGUGUGCUUUUAAAGACUUUAAGACAGUGGGGUAGAGGUGCCAUUGCUCCUGGUAUAAAGCUUCUUUUUGUGACUUGCAAUGGUAUCUGAUCAUACUGGUUUUGCAGGCUUUCCAAACACUUCAUAUUGUACCAUGGAAAACUCAUACAACAGCCCCCAGACAGCUGUUGCUGCAGUACAUUUGUGUGCAUAAAUUUUGGUGUAUUUUAGAAGCUACUGAAAUAAUGCUGUUUAAGAAAGCUAUAUAGCAUUUCCCCAUCUUUGCCCAGAACAAUUUGGGAACUAUUCAAGCAUUUAAUUAUAUAUGUACAUAAGUAACUGGAUGGGAGCUUUAUUUGUAUACCUACAUGAGCACUUGUGCAGCUGUCAAAAAGGUUUUAAGGAAAAUAUGCUUGAUAUGGUAGACCACUGAUACAGGGAAGAAUGUAGGCUUGAACCUAUGUUCUGCUAUAUCAAGCAUAUUUUCUUUUAAAUCUUUUUGACAGGCUCCAAGUGGGAGGGUAUGUGGCCCCUCUCUCUGCUCCAUGGGCUGAUAGUUGAGGGCUAACUGCAAACAUAUCCAGUUAGCAAAAUCCUCUUUCGGUAUUGAUCACAGUGACUAGAUUCAACAUCCUUCAUAACCUCCAGAUCCACUGCUUCAAUACCAAGGGAAGCCAUUGAAUGACAACUGCCUGUCGCUUGGUACGUAUACCUGCCUGCUGCUUAAACGUUUCCUGCCCAGAGAAAUAGAAUAAAAAUGAAAGCUAUGAUUCCUUAUUGAUACAUAAUGGCUUUACUCCAUGCUUAGCAUCUCCAUAGUUAAAGCCCUAUUUGUUUUGCAUAUGGCAAUUUAAGUAGCAAAACACUUCAGUUUGGUAUCAGAACUGCCAACAUGGAUUGCAGAUUGUCCUGCUAUAUUGUCCACACACUUAAAUUACGGUUUUAAUUUUUUUGUUAUUUUGCCUGCCUUUGAACUCUACAACCACUUGUAGGCAUCCGUUCAUUCCUUAGAAACCCACACUGAAGAAUUUAGAAAUCAGCUUGCUUGCUUGCCACGGAUGUGCCAUUUGCCCUGUGGUAAGCAAGACAUCCAGAAACAUACCAGCUCCUACCUCACCGGACAUCUUUCUAUGAUUCAAGCAGAUUAGAAACUGCUGGAUUCCCUUGUAAUCAACAGGAGACUUACUGAUUUUUCUUUCCUCUUCCAAAUCCCACAGAAAAGAGAGAAAACCCUGCUUCUCUCCCAGACCCCAUCUGCAGUUGCAGAUGACUUGCUUCGGCUGAACAAUCAUGUUUGAAAUUAAGAAAAUCUGCUGCAUUGGUGCUGGUUAUGUAGGUGGACCAACGUGUUCUGUCAUUGCACAUAUGUGUCCAAAAAUUAAGGUCACUGUUGUUGAUGUCAAUGAAGCUAGAAUCAAUGCAUGGAAUUCCGAUACGCUUCCAAUUUAUGAGCCAGGGCUAAAAGAAGUGGUAGAAUCCUGCAGAGGAAAGAAUCUCUUUUUUUCUACUAGCAUUGAUGAUGCCAUCAGAGAUGCUGAUCUUGUGUUUAUUUCUGUUAAUACCCCAACAAAGACCUAUGGCAUGGGAAAAGGUCGGGCAGCAGAUCUGAAAUACAUUGAGGCAUGUGCGAGACGGAUUGUGCAGAACUCAAACGGAUACAAAAUUGUGACUGAGAAAAGCACCGUCCCUGUCCGUGCUGCAGAGAGCAUUCGUCGUAUAUUUGAUGCCAACAUGAAACCUGACUUAAAUUUGCAGGUUCUGUCUAACCCAGAAUUCCUAGCUGAAGGCACGGCAAUCAAAGACCUGAAGAAUCCAGACCGUGUGCUGAUUGGUGGAGAUGAGACACCUGAGGGUCAGAAAGCAGUUCGCGCUCUGUGUGCUGUCUAUGAGCAGUGGGUGCCCAAAGAGAAAAUCCUUACAACAAACACUUGGUCAUCUGAACUUUCCAAACUGGCAGCUAAUGCUUUCCUCGCCCAGAGAAUCAGCAGCAUCAACUCCAUAAGUGCUCUUUGCGAGGCAACAGGUGCGGAUGUUGAAGAAGUUGCAAGAGCCAUUGGAAUGGACCAAAGGAUUGGAAAUAAAUUUCUGAAAGCCAGUGUUGGAUUUGGUGGGAGCUGUUUUCAAAAAGAUGUUCUGAACUUGGUUUAUCUCUGUGAGGCUCUGAACUUGUCAGAAGUCGCUCGUUACUGGCAACAGGUGAUCGACAUGAACGACUAUCAGAGGAGAAGAUUUGCUUCUCGGAUCAUUGACAGCUUAUUUAACACUGUCACCGACAAGAAGAUUGCUAUUUUGGGGUUUGCAUUCAAGAAAGACACAGGAGACACAAGAGAGUCCUCCAGCAUCUACAUCAGCAAGUAUUUAAUGGAUGAAGGAGCGAAACUUCAUAUCUACGACCCUAAAGUGCUAAAGGAACAAAUCAUUCUAGAUCUUUCUCAUCCAGGUGUAUCUGAGGAUGAUCAAGUGUCUCGACUGGUCACCGUUAGCAAAGACCCGUAUGAAGCCUGUGAUGGAGCCCAUGCCCUAGUUAUCUGCACCGAGUGGGACAUGUUUAAGGAGCUGGAUUAUGAGCGAAUUCACAAAAAGAUGUUGAAGCCAGCAUUCAUCUUUGAUGGCAGAAGAGUCCUUGAUGACCUUCAUAAUGAAUUGCAGGGCAUUGGCUUCCAGAUUGAGACAAUUGGGAAGAAGGUGUCGGCAAAAAGGAUUCCGUUUGCUUCUUCAUGUGACAUACCAAAGUUUAGCUUGCAGGAUCCUCCUCUCAAGAAGCCAAGGGUAUAGGUUUCAAUUGUCACAGAAGGGCUCUUCCCAUGUGAGCUGUAAACCAGCAUGAAUUAAAAAAAAAAAAACAGGGGGAAAUGGGACACAAUGGAGCCAAAGUUAAGUGCUUGUCCUUUUGAUAUCAAUGGGACAGGUAAUCAUGUCCUCAAAUAUUUCCUUUUGAGAUCAACAGGACAAAAAAGUACUUAACUCUGACUGAAUCAUGCUGAAUAUAUUCCCAUAAUGAAGACAUUUUUUUCAGUAGCAUUGUAGCUGGGACAUUUCAAUCCAGAAUCUGUUUUAUAAUCUCUAUUUUUAUAAUACUGGAACUUUUGUCAUUGAAGUGAAAAACUGUACAGUCAUAGAUGAUUUUAGUAAUUUUUAUAUAUAUAAAAACUCUGCUUCAACCUUCCAAGACUUCCUACUCUGUGAGGUUUACAAACUGCACUUUAAAUUUUUAUGAUGUAUGUUGCAAUCCAAAAGAAACAAGGGAUUUUCCCAUCUUGUUUGAUACGCUAAUCUGUACUAUGCCAUGCAACAUUGUUCAUUUUAAUUUGACUCUAGGCAGGUGUGGGCAGCUUGCUCAAGGAUAGCUCCUCUUUUUACCAUAAUAUGUGAAUCACGGGGCUCAAUGGAAGGUCUGUUGCUCACAUGAAACACCACAUCUUCAUAUUUUGGUGUCGGGAUGGCUGCAGAGAUGGGUUUUCAGGAUCAGAAGGCAGCCUGAGGUCAAUACAUUCCUUGUGGUAAUAUUAUAAUAAAAUCAAUGAUUGAUUAUUUGUUAUCCUGAGACUUGCUGCCUGGGACAAGGUGCCUCAUUCCUAUCCUAUCCUAUCCUAUCCUUUCAGCAGCAGGUUCUUGUCUAUAAAAUAACAUGCCUCUAUAGAAGUGUAGAACUGGCUGGAAAUAUGGUACUAAGCAGUACAUGAAUCAUAUGCAAUAUAACUUUACAAACCUGAGAGCCCUAUUAAAGAGGAAUGGUCUGGAUAUGUGCUCUGUAUUUUGCUAACUGUUUUACCAUUUUGCUGAUCUGUGCGGUUGAUUUAGUGUUCAUUACAGCAGGACUGUAACUAGCCACAGACCUGAUCCUCAGAAGUCGUUUAAAAUCCUCCCAAGACAAGCAGGCAGAUAAGCUUUUUAUAACAUGGAGUCUGUACUUUAUUCUCUUAGGUACACAAGCAUGGGCUAGUAGCUUUUACAGCCUCCGCUGAAAGUUACAGAAUAAGGAACUUUUCACUUCCUAUUGUAGCCAAAAGCUGCUUCUAUUUGGUUUCAACAACUUUUGAUUUUAUCCAGAAAUAAAGGUUAAGUGGUUUUUCCAAGUUUCUGCAGUGGCUCUGAAGUCAAAUCCCUAUUACAGCAAAUGCUGUCUUUACUAGAAGAUCACACUAUGUCCAGUUCUCUCUAGAUCAUAGAUUUGAUUUUACUAGAGUAAGGGUUCUCAAAGUGAAAACUCUGCAUGUUGGUAAAAACAGGCGGAUUCCUCCUUUCCCCAUUACCAGGGCAUUGAGCUAGGAAGCGGAAUUCCAAUCAGCGCAUUGUUAGUGGCUCUUUAAUCUGCACCGCCAAUUCUAUUCGACUUGCUAAAAGUCAUACAACGGUCACCUGUUUUCAAUUGUUUUUUGGGCUUCCUACAUUCUUAUACUUUGGGAGUGGAAGCAUAGCAAAGGCUCACAAUCCUUCCUCUUUCCUUUGAUCAACUGCAAGCACUGCUCCCUAGAACCGCCUUUCUGGCAAAACAGUCUCCCAAACCAUUUUCAUUAACAUAUUUUUUUGCUUCAAGUCCAGUUUCUGGAAGGGACAUCACCCUGAUAAAAGCAACUGCAUAUCAUUCAUGACUGCCAUGAAACACAGUGGUUUCCCACUGCUGUUUCAACACUUAACUUAAUGCUCAAGAAUAUUGCCAGAACAAAAAGUUCACAUAGUUCCAGCAGAACAGAACCUUAUGUCAUAUAUUAUAAUCUGCUUACUACCUCACUGUGAUUACAAAAAUAAAUCUUUGUCUACUCAUUGGUAACAGUC
Molecule: messenger RNA, 4778 nt
Organism: Zootoca vivipara (common lizard)
Lineage: Eukaryota; Metazoa; Chordata; Lepidosauria; Squamata; Lacertidae
Source: RefSeq, a predicted model, not a curated record